ACUCUCUCACCGUCCGUUAUCGGCCCCCGCAGCCUCAGCUCCUCAUGUUCAAUGUUGGUCAUCAAAAGCAGACGCCAAUGAGUUUUUUAUUUUCAUACAAACUACAUCUUUUUUGUCAGCCCCUGUUUGUCAUCCUCGCCAGUCUAAGCCCAAUUCGUCUCGCCGAGCGCAUAGCCCGUAGCCGCCAUCGCUUGCCAAUGCUGCUGCUGAACGCUGCAUCGUCGCGUGCAUCGCGUUGUCAGUACCAGGCAGUUAUGAGUCUUCGGCCUGGUUGUUCAGGGGGGAGUAUCUAUGAACGAUGCGUCAAUAUGUCAAGUAGAUUCAUCACGCUCUGGUCAUUGACACCAUGUCAUCCUCAUUCGAGCUACUCACAAGUCGCUCCGUAGCACGUUCAGAGAUCACCUCUCUCUCUCUCUCUUCCAGCACACUGCUCACUACCUAUCGCUCAACGCCUGCACUGUCCUGGGUCGACGCCUUCACUCUCCCCUCCCUGAACUCACUCUCCAAGUCUUCCGGUGCGGCGGCAGUCCUCAUUCCCGAGGAGAAAGGCAGCUACACGCACGCCAAGCGGAAUGAACCCAUUCGAGCAGUCACAGUGAGAGAGGGGUUGGCCCAGCGCGGCGUCGACAACAGCCAAGAAAGCACCAUCGUCAUCCGGGACGUGAGGAGCGGCAAGUCACUGGGCGAUAUCAAGGGGGCAUGCGGUAACCCCAUCGCCGUCUCUCAGGACGGGCGUCUGCUCGCCGCGCGCGACGCCUCCUCCCCCGUGAGGAUUGGCAUCUGGGAUAUCAAGACGGGCGAGAGGGUGGCCCUCAUCGCAUCCCACAUCGAUCUGGUCAUGCACACCGUCUUCACGCCGCAAGGCACACUUGUCACGGCGUCCAAGGAUGGCACGCUGCGCGUCACCAACAUCAAGACCACCAGGACGGUGGCCAGGCUGGAGAUGGACAGCACGAACCCGACAUUAGUGGGCGUGUCGAGGGAUGGAUGCGAGAUUUUCUCUCUAUGGGGACGGAUGCAGUACACCUGGGUGCCCGACCACAGCAGCUUGGCGUCGUCCUCGCUGUCCGCGGGGCGGACCAAGGAGGGAUGGCCCCUUUGCUUCUCCCCCGACGCACGCUUCCUCGCCUGCAGGACGGAAGACGGAUUCGAUAUUAUGGAUGUCAUGUCGAAAGAGAUUGUGCUGGAAAGAAACAGCGAGAGCAUGAUCACGGCGGCGGCGUUUGAUGACAGUGUCCAGCGAUUCUGCGUGGGGAAGAUGGAUGGCACCAUUGAAGUUUGGGAGCUUUACGAGCUCGGCAGCUGCAAGUCUUGAUGGGGUCCGGAGCGUUCUCAGUUUAUCGUUGUGAUUCGGAGGACUUGACAUGGGCCUGACCACCUACCAGUGCGUGUGUGGUUCGGUAUUGGCGCAGUCAGUGUAUUAUUGUAUUGGGUUCCUAGUUAGUAUAUGAUUUCCGCAGCAAGGAGUUGACAGACAGAUACCAAUUUGCGAAAUAAAAUAAGUACAUUCAUUCAUU
Molecule: messenger RNA, 1517 nt
Organism: Emericellopsis atlantica
Lineage: Eukaryota; Fungi; Ascomycota; Sordariomycetes; Hypocreales; Bionectriaceae
Product: quinon protein alcohol dehydrogenase-like superfamily
Exons: 3
Coding region: 347-1315 (322 amino acids)
Molecular function (GO): protein binding
Source: RefSeq, a predicted model, not a curated record